Aspergillus ibericus CBS 121593 is the source of this 2295-nucleotide messenger RNA. Its product is annotated as putative sugar hydrolase. Bases 1 to 2295 code for a protein of 764 amino acids. Gene Ontology annotation, biological process: carbohydrate metabolic process. NCBI's taxonomy places the organism in Eukaryota, Fungi, Ascomycota, Eurotiomycetes, Eurotiales, Aspergillaceae. The record is from RefSeq and is a predicted model, not a curated record. Gene Ontology annotation, molecular function: carbohydrate binding; hydrolase activity, hydrolyzing O-glycosyl compounds. The transcript is spliced from 6 exons.
AUGAAGUUCACGGAGGGAAUGUGGCGUUUGAGGGAGGGCAUUCGGAUCGACUGGAUGAGCAACGUCGAGCGGUUGAGCGUUGACAAUGAAACCGUAGAUCUGCUGCUGAACAAACUGCAGCGGCAUCGGGGCGAUACCCUCAACUCAGGAACUAUCACCGCGCAAAUCACAUCUCCACUGGAAGGCAUCAUCGGGGUGAAUCUCGUCCAUUGGGCAGGCGCACUAGACCAGGGCCCCCAUUUUGAACUCGCCUCGUCCACAGGACACGUCCAAAUUGCUCACACCGAGCGCCAAUCUCUUCGCUACGGCAGCGGCCCGCUCAGCCUAGCCAUCACGACUGCCCCCAACGAACUGGAAUUCAACUUCACCGGCGCAGACAAGCCCACCACCAAACUCACCGGUCACUCCUGGCGCUCAAUCGGCUACGUGAGCGACCAGACCACCGAAAAGUCCCGUUGGGAAGACGGACUCUACCUCGAGCGGCAGGGCUACAUGCUCGCCGAGCUCGAUCUCAGCGUCGGCGAGAAGCUGUACGGGCUGGGAGAGCGGUUCGGGCCCUUUAUCAAGAACGGCCAGACGGUGGACAUCUGGAACGAGGAUGGCGGUACCUCCUCGGAGCUGGCAUACAAGAACAUCCCAUUCUAUAUCAGCUCCGCCGGAUACGGGGUGUUUGUGAACAACCCGGGCAAAGUCAGCUUCGAGUUGCAGUCAGAACGGACAACGCGAGUCAACAUCUCCAUUUCCGGCGAGGAGCUGCAAUACUUUGUCAUCUACGGCAGCAGUCCCAAGGAGAUCUUGCGGCGAUAUACCGCCCUCACUGGCCGUCCAAGCCUGGUUCCAGCGUGGAGUUACAACCUCUGGCUUACAACAAGCUUCACCACCAACUACGACGAACAAACCGUCACCGGCUUCCUCGACGGCUUCCGGGAUCGCGACAUCCCACUCGGUGUCUUCCACUUCGACUGCUUCUGGAUGAAGUCUUACCAAUGGUGCGAUUUUGACUUCGACUCGGACAUGUUCCCAGAUGCAGCAGGCUAUAUCAAGCGACUGAAGGAGCGCGGUCUUCGCAUUAGCGUAUGGCUGAACCCAUAUAUAGGCCAAGCGUCGCCGCUAUUCCGCGAGGGAAAAGAAAACGGCUACUUCAUCAAGCGCACCGACGGCACAAUCUUCCAGUGGGACAACUGGCAAGCCGGCAUGGCCAUCGUCGACUUCACCAACCCGGCCGCCCGCACCUGGUUCAGCGACAAACUCACCCACCUGCUCAAUCUCGGCGUUGACAGCUUCAAAACCGACUUCGGCGAACGCAUCCCCUACAAAAAUAUCCGCUACCAUGACUCCAGCCUCUCCCCAACCCGCAUGCACAACUACUACACCUACCUGUACAACCAGACCGUCCACGCCACCAUGCUCUGCCACCCCGACCACACCUCCAAAGGAAACGCAGUCCUCUUCGCCCGCAGCGCUACUGUCGGCUCCCAACGCCAUCCAAUCCAUUGGUCUGGCGACAGCGAAAGCACCUUUCCCGCCAUGGCUGAAGUCCUCCGCGGCUGCUUAUCCCUCUCCUUGUGCGGAUUCAUCUUCAACUCCACCGACAUCGGCGGCUUCGAAGGCACACCCCAUCCCUCUAUCUACAAACGCUGGGUCCAAUUCGGACUCCUGGCCACGCAUUCCCGACUCCAUGGGUCGAGUUCUUACCGGGUGCCGUGGCUAUAUGAUGACCAGGCCGUAGAUAUUCUCCGGGAUGCAGUGAAACGCAAGAUAGCCCUCUCACCAUACCUCCUCUCUUCAGCCCUGGAGGGAAGUAAGACCGGUGUUGGAGUCAUGAGGCCUCUGUUUGUCGAGUUCCCUACCGAUCAUAAUGUUUAUGCGCUCGAUACAGAGUACAUGCUCGGUGACGGGUUACUCGUCGCUCCCAUCUUCAAUGAGGAGGGUGUGGUCCGGUUCUACGUUCCCCAGUCCAAGGAAGGUACGGAUGGACAAUGGGUCUCCUGGUUCGACCAUGAGAAGGUCUACGAAGGGGGUAAAUGGUACGAAGAGACGCAUGGGUUCGAGACCCUCCCGUUGUUGAUUCGGCCGGGGGCUGUGAUUCCGGUGAAUUGGAAGAUGAAGGGCGCGGAGGAGGAUCCGUUGGAUGGUCUGGAGGUGUUGGUGAAUGGCAGGUUGGACGGGGAGGUCAAGGUUGAUAUUGUGAAUCCGGAUCGCACUGAUGAGGUCUUGAAGGUGGUGACAAUUGGAAUGGGUCCGGAUGGAGUGGUUGUGGAUCAGGAGGGGGUUAAGGUGGUUCGAGUGGGUUAG